Messenger RNA from Puntigrus tetrazona (Sumatra barb), 993 nucleotides. It is a transcript of the gene mllt11, whose product is annotated as MLLT11 transcription factor 7 cofactor. NCBI's taxonomy places the organism in Eukaryota, Metazoa, Chordata, Actinopteri, Cypriniformes, Cyprinidae. The coding region runs from base 164 to 421 and encodes 85 amino acids. Gene Ontology annotation, cellular component: nucleoplasm; cytosol. The transcript is spliced from 2 exons. The record is from RefSeq and is a predicted model, not a curated record. Gene Ontology annotation, biological process: apoptotic signaling pathway; positive regulation of mitochondrial depolarization; positive regulation of release of cytochrome c from mitochondria.
CGGCAGUCUCCAGUGAUGUUGGGCGCGGUUGGUUCAUGCUGAGCAGCCGGCGGAGACACUGAGAGCAAACCGUGUGCAUCUUCUAUUCUUCUUCAGAUCCGGAUCGCCGCAAACCAGCUUGCAAUUCACAGAGAACCAACCCGAUCACACACCAGGGGUCGACAUGUUAGACACAACCAGCAGCCAGUUUGACUCCUUCCUGUUUUGGAGGCAGCCCAUCCCAUCGCUGGACCUGUCGGAGCUGGAAGACCUUGGUAUCUCUAUACCCAAGUCCAAGGAAGCGAAGUCGACCAAGAGCUCCCAAAAACUCCUGGGACAGGAGGAUGAGGAGGAUUCAGAGCUGAUGAAGUACUCCACCUUCAACUACUGGAAAGAGCCCAUCGCUAGUAUCGAUACCUUAGAUUUCAGCCUGCUGUUAUAAGACACUGCAAUGCAACUCUCAGUUCCUGCCCGAAUCUGUGUUUAAUGCCACCGUGGUUGCACCGAUUGUCUACUCCGAUCUGAUAUCGACGAACACGAGAGUCUCGUAUCAUGCCUUUCUCGUUAAACCAUGUCAGUAAACUGUGAUAACUGGCUUCUUGUUUGAUUUUAAACUAGUAGGGCAUUACUGAAUACGGAUGUAUUAGUUACACACUUUAAUAUCUCACUGCCUGUAGAUUGUGACCGAUAAUUUGGCCAUGGAAUAAAUUUAAUACAUCUAGAUCGUAAUCUGUCGAAUUCACUUCAAGGCAAGGAGAUUUCGAAAGACAUCUAAAAAUGUACGAUAUUUUUGUCUGCCGAGCGAUUUGUAAUAUUAAUGCAUUAUACAGUAAUUUAUUAGUUAGAACUGGAAUCUCAUUUAAAAGGGUUUUUUUUGUAUUGAAUAGAUGUCCGUGUUAAAAUGCACAACUAAUGCUUUUCACUGUUGUUUUUUUUUUUUUCCCUCCAUUAUGUUUGAUGACAAAUGUCAGAUGCCAAUUAAAGUGAGCUUGCUGCUAAAUGAAUAAAAAUGCA